This is a messenger RNA of Monomorium pharaonis (pharaoh ant), 13751 nucleotides long. RefSeq names its product polyhomeotic-proximal chromatin protein. The record is from RefSeq and is a predicted model, not a curated record. NCBI's taxonomy places the organism in Eukaryota, Metazoa, Arthropoda, Insecta, Hymenoptera, Formicidae. Gene Ontology annotation, molecular function: DNA binding; chromatin binding. Gene Ontology annotation, cellular component: chromocenter; nucleus. Bases 3149 to 10807 code for a protein of 2552 amino acids. The transcript has 9 exons.
UAUUGCUAAUUAAGCCUCUUUAAUUUUUUGUUUUAGAAAAACGUCGCAUUUUAAAACUAAUUUUCAGCGGCACAAACGAGAGGACGAUUUUAUUAUUUCGCUUGUUUUCUAAACUAAUAAAAAUUGAACAGCAAAUAAAAUUAAUACAGGGUUGAAAAAAAAAAUUUGAGUUUUUACGGGAAUGAAAUUAAAGCGGCGCAAAUUUUUUCGUGUUAACAAAAAGCUUUAAAUAUUUGUACAAUUGACCAUAUCAUCCGAUGAAUACUCGUGAGUUUAUAAAGUUUCGAUUAUUUGUCAAUUUGUACUUGAUCUGCGUAAGAAUUUAUGGUAAUCGGAUUUGCGAAACGUCGAUUCACGAGUCGCUCGUUUCUCUUGCGAUCAGUGAAUGACUUAUUCAGCCGUUCCGCACGAGUGAAACAGUCAUCGUCAUUCCACUGGAGCAAGGGGGGGGAAGAGACAGAUCACGGAUCUGCGCGUCCCGCGGGGACGACCGCGAGAUUAACGCUCGUCCCGUCCGACGGAUGGCGGCACCGUCGCCGCGAUGCCUCGCGUCGGGCGCGGGUCGAUGUUUUUAGCGACGUGCUUAGUGUGACGUGCGAGUGGCCCGAGAGCGACAGCCAGCCUGCCAGCCGGAGAGCUAAGCAGCCAGCCAGCCAGCCGUCGGGAUGCCGCAGAGGUUUCUGGGUAUGCGGUGGGAGCCAUAUUUUUUCAAUAUCAGUUACGCGAGCACGGCGUAGCGUACGGGCAGGAGCAUCUGGCGGGCACGGCGUUCCGGCAUUCGGUGGUGCCCGCGCGCGCGAUGUCCGUGUCGGCUGGCGGUGAGUGAAACGUAAAGGACGGCGAACGCGAACCGACGCGCGGCCCGUCGCCGCGUCCGCGCCGUUACCACACGUCGUCGCUCGUCACGAAAAUUUUACACGAUAACAUAAACCGCGCGCGGCACAGAGGCGAGCGGGGAGUAGGAGCGGGAGCAGGAAGGAAGGGGAGGAGGAGGAGGAGGAGGAGGAAGAGGUGGUGGUCCCCGUGAGAAACGGUGGAGCGCGGAGCCGCGCGCAGGUGUUCGACACGGCGAGAGGGUUAGUUAACUUAACCCGAGUUCGUGGUGUGCUGCUGCUACUGCUGGCAGUAGUAGUGGUAGUAGCAGUAGAUAGGAAGCAAAGUAGUGGUGGUGAUUGGUGGUGAUAGUAGUAGUAGUAGUAAUAGUAGUACGCGAGGAGGCAGUGGAAAUGGUGUUGCCGGCGGCGGUGGUGGCGGCAACAGUGGCGGCGGCGGAGGAGGAAGAGCGGCGACGGCGGUGGUGGUGGUGGUCGUCGUGAUACUCGCUGCUGGCUGCUGCCGCUGCUGCUGUGACGAUGACACAGCGUCACAACACGACGCUCGUCCGUCCGUGCGCCGCGAUUUAACCCGAAUCCGUCGCGAAUUACGCCACCGAGCGGCGUGCCAAAGGUGUGUGUGCGCGCGCGCGCUCGCGCGUGCGUGCGUGUGUGUGUCUCUCCGCGCGCGCGCGUGUGUGUAUGUACGUGUGUGUGUGUGUGUGUUUUUUUCCCCUCUUUCGUGAACGGCGUGCGCGUUCGCGCGCCGUAUUUACCGAUCGAGCGAGAGCGGCCGACUUCGGGCGCCGACUCGAGCCGAGUCCGCCGCGAUUAAGCCGUGUGUACCCGCGCCGCGCGCGCGUACGUUCGGUCAGUGUCGAGGGAGAUGGCACGCCGUACGGUCGUGCUGUCGUCGUGAGCCUCGCGGGAAUCGCUGUCGCGGCUCUUUAUUCCGCCGUUGUUGAAUGACACAAUUGAGUGCGUGCGCGCGCGCGCGUUUUUUUCCGGAGUGCGCGAGGAACGGAGUAGUAUAAUGUCGCACGUAUAGUGGUUUGUUGUGUGAGUAUAAAGCGCGGUGAGUAUAAAUCGGAGGAUUUGAGUGCGGCGUUCGACGGACUCCCGGGUGAGCGUGGAGGAGAAGGAAGGAGGAGGUGUGUCGGAAAGGUGAUCCUCGUCGAUUUGCGUCGCGACGACGGGUAACGGCGGCGACUCCGGGGGCCGUCACCUUGAGUCUCGGGAGAGCGAGACCUUGUCUGUCCCCCCAUCCCCCACCCCUCUCCCCUCCCGGCCUAUCUCUCUCGCUCGCUCUCGCGCCGGAGACGUAAUUCCCCGGCGAUAAACAAGCGGUGGCGGAGCCGCCUACGCGCGUCGGCCGCCGGCUAUGAGAGUUUCGAGUCGAGUUAGGAGCAGCAGCAACAACAGCAGCAGCAGCAGCAGCCGCGACCUUGCUGCUCGACGCCGCCGCUGCCGUGACCGCCUCGCGAUCACGAUGCUACGUAACGACUCGCGACGUGCGCAACGCUCGCGGCAGAGGGAAUCAGCGUGGAACAUGCCGCGGUUCGCAGGGGACCUUUGAACAAGCAGGAGGGGGAGAGAUAGAGAUAGAGAGAGAGAGAGAGAGAGAGAAGAAACGUCAUCGGCCGGCCGAUGCCGGCGUUUCGAAUUCCGAUCGCGUUCGACGACGACAGGUCGUUUGUGUGUCGUGCUGUGCGAACGGAGUUCUCGCGGGUGAAGACGUACGGAGACGUCCAUCCCGUCAAGGAGGUUAGACGGCCAUUGACCGGCGGCGACGGCAGCAGCGUGUAAUAAUACGCGCGCCGCCGGGGCCUCGUGAGCGUACGUUAGGGGAGCGGCGACUCCGUUCCCGCCGUUUUCCGAAAGGGAGGGACUGCCUGCCUGCCUGCCUGCCUGCUGCCCUAGACCUCGACCUCCCACGUUCGUGUGUCCGAGCCGCGGACGACGACGACGACGACAACGACAACCCCCGGGCCUUGCGAUUGGCGUGUAUAUUAUGUCGUGCUACGUGUCGUGCCGCGCAACGGAGGGACGCAACGGUACGCAGCAGCGGUACAACGACGACAACGUGGUUGGCGAGAGCGCGACCACCCGAGAAAUCAUCAUCACCACUACCACCACCAUCAUCAUCCCCCCAAGUGAUUUAUCGUCAUUGUGCGCGUGAGAGGGGAAUCGCGAGAGAACCGUGGAAGGAUCGCGGAGGAUGCGGCAAUACUCGCCGCCGGUGUCUCCACGUAGGCGAGCUACGUGCCACGUUGUGGUGAUGCCAGUGAUGUCGUGGGUGUCGUCAGGGUCAUCCGCCGCGCUGCUGGACCUGGACCAUGGCCGGCAAGCCUGAGCAGCCGUCCACGCUCCCUGCUCCCCCGAGUCACGGCCAUCAGCAGCAGCAGCAGCAGCAUCAUCACCAUCAGCAGCAACAGCAACAGCAGCAGCAGCAGCAACAAUCGCAACAAGCUCUACAGCAAAACAGCGUUCUGGUAUACGUGUCGGGGGAGAACUUCGCGUACGCCACGGCGGUGGGUCAGAAUGUCGCCGCGACCGCUGCUGCCGCUAUCGCGGUCGGUUAUCAGUCGCAGCCGCAGCAGCAGCAGCAACCGCAGCAGACGACGCAAUACGGUGCCGGUAUCCUGCAGCAGGCGGCGAAGGCGCAGGCGGUCACGACCACGACCUUUCCCGCCAAAACCGCCAUAUACCGCGCCGACGACGCGACCAACGUAGUAGGGCAAAGCAACGCCAACGUCGCCGUCACCGCCACCACUACCACCACCACCACCAGCUGCCGGCUGCUGAAGCCGUCGACACUCGAGACGGAUGGCAGUCCAGCCGAAGCCAGGCAUGCUCCCUCUUCCCUGGCGACGAGCAACGAGGACGAGGAGGAUUACGCGAUGCUGUACCGACAGAGUGCCAACCUGGCGGCGACAGCGACGGCGACCGCGACGGCGGCGUCGCGGCUCGGUGCCGGUGGUGCGGACGCGUACUCCGCGAGAAUGAGCGCCGCCACGAACCCGGCCGACGUCGGCCUCCUCGGCGGUGCGGACGACGACUACGGUACCGCGGGUAGUAACGGUAUCGUGCUUUCGAGCGCCGCGGGCGAGCAGCAACAGGCGGACGACAAGAGCCGGCAGCAGCAGGAGCAGCAGCAGCAGCAGCAGGCCGUUGCCUCGUCGGCGGCGACGGUGGUCGGUGUUGUUGUUGGUGACGGUGUUGGUGUUGGUGGUUCUGGUGGCUGCGACUCGGUCAGGUCCGACGAGUCGUCAACGGCGACGACCUACAGCAGCCUCAGCAGCCCCGACGAGAGUCAGGCUCAUCAUCAUCAUCAUCAUCAGCAGCAGCAGCAGCAAGGACAGCACGACACCGGUGGUGGUAGUGCGUGCGCGCAGCAGGCUGCGCGGCAGCAGCCGCCGUCGCGUGUCAACAAUGGUAGUAACAAUAAUGGUGUUCAGCAUAACGCGGUGGUGUUGACAAUGAACGGUAGUGCGGUGGUGCAGCAGCAGCAGCAGCAGCAGCAACAGCAGCAACAACCGUCGGCGAUCACCGUGCCACGUGGAUGGAAAAGGAUAUGCACCAACGGGGUCAUCAUUUACAUCAGUCCAAGCAGUACGGCGCUGGGUUCGCUGGACCAACUGAAGGAAUACCUGACGACAGUGGGAACCUGCAAAUGCGGCCUCGAGUGCCCGCUCAGACCCGAGCAGGUCUUCAACUUUGACCCCAAGGUUGCGACGCGACCUUGGAGCCCGGAUCAGGGCAAGACGCGGGAGAUGACCAAGCUCUGCAACCAUAAGAGGAAACUUCUGCUGCCGGCCGCGGCCGCCAGUCCUGUUGCGUCCUGUACGCCGGCGGUCUCGUCGUCGACUUUAUCUUCUGGCCCGACAACGGCCUCGAUUCAUGCGAACGCCGACUCGCCCACGUCGCCGGAUAAAGCCAGAAAAGAUGGCCUCAGCAAGAAGAAGAAGAGGAAACUAGGAGGCAUAGGCGGCAUUUAUUCCGGUGUCUCGGUCUCGCAACUUCUGGCACAACGGGAGAGAGCUAUUGCCGCGGUUGCGGCAUCUGGAGUUCAAGGUUCACCGGUGCCUAAUGGAUCGCAGGUAUGGCCAAUUGCGAUCCCAAAUCUGCAAGUCCAACAGAACGGACAACAAAUCUGUCAUCAGUCUUUAAAUUCGCCUUCGCAGAAUCAUGACGUGAGCAGUUGUGCAAGAAAUCCUCAGCAGAGGCUAAAUCAACAUAAUAUGUCUGGCAUGCUGAUGAGCAAUCCGUUGAUUAUGAAUCAGCAGGGUACAAAUUUUAAUAAUAUGACUCAACAACAGCAGCAGCUCUUACAACAGCAACAUCAACAGCUUAUUCUACAGCAGCAACAACAGCAACAACAACAGCUUAUUCAGCAGCAUAUAUCGCAGCAACAGCAACAACAACAAUCGCAGCAAUUGUUACCGCAUCAGCAGCAGCUGCAACACAUGCAAAUUUUACAACAACAACAACAGGAACAACAUCAAAAUAUUGUAGCAAAUCAAUUAGCGCAACAGCAAGCUCCUCAUUAUAUUAAUCAGUUAAAUCAGCAAUCGUUACAUGUAAUGCAACAACAGCAGCAGCAUUUGAAUCAGCAACAGCAGCAGCAGCAGCAGCAGCAGCAGCAACAGCAGCAACAAAUGCAUUUACAACAAAUUCAAAAACACAAUAUACAACAACAGCAGCAGCAUUUAGCUCAAGAAGUAGAUCAACAACAGUCGACAAAUUACAAUACUCAGCAUCCUGUUGAGAAUUAUGUGCAUCACAUGCAGUCGUCACAAGUGUCGAAUCAAACCGCCCUUCAUUCGCAGUUGCAUCAAAUUCACCAACACCAAAUGCAAUCGCAACAAUCGCAACAGAAUCAGCACGCUGUGCAAUCUCAGCCGACGGAUCAUUUCCAGAUGCAGAUUCAGCAGCAGUUACAACAGCAACAACAACAGCAGCAGCAGCAGCAGCAUCAACAGCAGAUGUCGCAAGUGUGCAUUCAGCCGCAAUAUUCAAACCAACAAUUAAACCAUCACUCCGUAGACAUUAUGCAGCAGCAAACUGGUCCUGCCGUUAUGACCAAUAUGAACGCUAUUGACAUUCAAAAUAGGCAUAAUCGAGCACCGUCAGUUGAUGAAGAUCUAAAUACGAAACAGUUACAACAGCAACAGCAACAACAGCAGCAGCAGCAGCAACAGCAACAGCUUUUAUUACACAAUCAUGCGAUGCAGCGACAUCAUGUAGUUCAAAAUGGCGUACCGAAUAAUCCUCACGAGAAUGUUCAACGGAUGUACGCUCAGAAUCAAGUACAAUAUUCGGCAAGAAAUUUCGAUCCCGCAAAGGGAACGAAUACGGAUGCCAAAAUGGGACAUCAACAGCAAUUUUUGUCUAAUCAUACGGGACGAAGCCCGAACGCCAGUCAUGCUGUCGAGGUGCAGCAGUCUGGUAUGGGACCAAACGGGCAACCCGGUAAUAUGCAUUUCAACAACAGAACACCGCCGUGGCAACAAAAUCGUGCUGCAGUUGCUUCUCAUCAACCGUCCGUCGUCACGGUACAGAACAUUACCUGCAAUUCGUUUGACCGUGUACCACCACUUCAUCAUCACAUUCCACAACCUUCCAAUUGGACAGAUGAGGCCGCACGGAAAAAACCGAAACCGAAUAAAGUAAUAGUGAAGAAACAGCGGCAGCAUGGAGUGGCGGAGUUAUCGAGAACGAACAACGGAUUAGAACAUUCGACACCGAGUCCAGUAGAUGAAUUUGGCGAGAACAAUCAGCAAAAUAAUGGUCAGAUAGGUUCGACUUUCAACAGCGGUCCUUCGUUCCUAGAGGAUCCCAGUGGGUACCUCGCUCAGCAAACGGCGCUGCUGAAUAGCACGAUAUCGAGACAGACCGGUGUCAGUAGUUCUCAAGUGGGCAUGUUGAACAAUAAUUCGAAAGCAUCGUCUCAGACCAAUCACGGCAUGCAUGUGCCUAAUUCCUAUAUUUCUCAACCAAAGCCUUCCUCUAUCGCCAGUCCCACGAGUACCUCGUCAUUCACUUCCGUAAAAAAUCACGCGACCUCGCCGGUUGUUGUACAUAGCAGUAUGACACCGACAUCAAGCAGCGGUACGGAUUCCGAGAGCAGCCCAUGUCAGGGCUGCGUUACUAGCGCUGAUACACAGUCCUACAUGCAGGAUCAAUAUAAGCAGCAGAUGCAGCGACAGUACCUGAUGCAUACGGAUCAGCGCGAAGAUCCUGUUACGUCGUCGACAUUCGGCGAGCGAUAUCAAACGAAUAAUCAAUCACAAGCUGAUUCCAGACCAAUACAAGGCGGUACUGUGAGCACCAGUCAUGGAUCUCCUAUUGGCACGAAUAGUCCAGCUAAUUCGGAUACACCAGCAGCCUCAACGCCUGGAAUUUCGCAACCGGCAACUCCACAAAGUCUUAUCUCGUCGCAACCGGCGACGCCACAUAGUUAUUCACAACCACCGACGCCUCAUUCACACGUAUCGGGCCAAAUGUCAUCGCAAACACCAACUCCACAAAUGCAACAGCAACUGUCACAAUCUUUGAUCAGUGCUAGCAUCCAAGAACAAAGAUCGGAAACUCCUAGUUCUGGUACGAUGAGUUCUAAUGGUAUUCCACCUAGUACUUCGCCAUCACAGACAUCCUCUUCUACGUCGGAUAAUUUAAUAUCACAAGUAAAACGGCAAAUAUCCAGGCAAAAUUCUCUAGAUGGCUAUCAACCUCAUCCACACACUGUAAAUACUGUCUCCAGGAUACCUAUGAAUACUUUUGGUGGAUCAUCGUCUGUGAUAACAACAAUGGCGAGUGGUCACACAGUUAGCAGUAACACGAUUACGUCUGUGUUAGCUGGAAGAGCGAACACGGCCACCGUUUCAAUAAACACACCAUCUGCGAUACCGAAUCCUGCUAUACCGAAUCUUCUGCCGAACAAGCCACAACAUCAGCCACAGUCUACAGCGUUAACAAAUAUGCCGGGUACUCCAGUUACAACUCAUUCCUCUAUUCCGCUUAGUCAAUCCUCGGCGAUGAGCGUGUCUAAGUCGCCUCUUGAAAUGGUUCAGAGUGUUGUUAGUAGCAUACAAGUACCUCAAACAAGCACAAACUCGUCAUUGCAACAGCAAACACAACAGCAGCAGCAGCAGCAACAGCAGCAUCAACAGCAGCAGCAACAGCAACAACAGCAACAUCAACCGCAACAACAUCAUCCUCAAGCUAACGUUCAAGUUCACAAUGUCCUCACUUCAGGCGGUAUAUUGAAACAUCCUGCCGGAUCGACGCUACCGCCUGGUCAUAUUUUGGUAUCCAGUGGCGGUCAACUCAUAAUGGCGAGUACUGGAUCUGCUAUUAACGGCGUGAUGGCACCUCCUCCACCGAAAAUCAUCUCUAACGCUAAUUCUAUGCCACCGUUAUCAGUGUCACCGAUGGUUACCAGCGUGACCGGAGCUGUCAGUCAAGUAAUUCCUGCAGUAGGUGUAGCUCAGCAAGUGAUAGGGCAACCAACGGUACUUGUGAAUACAAUUCAGACUCCCGUGUUGAUUCAACCUGGUGUAAUGACGAUGGAUAGCAUUAGCCAGAACGUGCAGAUACCACAUCUGACAGUUGCUACCGGUAACGUUAUACAAAACACUCAGUCCAUCAUUGAUGCAAAUCAGGACGUAUCCAGGACGGUCAAUGCCAAUCAAGGCAUGACCGUGAAUCGACAACCGGCACUAUUGUCGCCAGAGUCGGCAAUGACCAAGAAAAAGGCAUAUAAGAAACGAAAAGCAAAUCCACAAACCGUGGCGUCGAUGUUACACAUUGCUUCGUCCCAACAGAACGCCGGUAUGUUGAUGCAGUCACAAUCAAAUUUUGCCCAACAAAACUUUCAAACUCAGAGUAUAGGCGGACCUAUGCUCCAGGCGCUAACCAUUGUGCCUGGUAAAGGCGGGGCGCCAGCGCAGCUUGUGAUGAACGGUCAGACUGGUGCAGCAUCCGCGCAAUUUAAUGCUCAGCAAAUAAUCACGAAUCCUCAACCAGCUCAGCAGAUAAAUCUUCUUCAACCGGUGAACUUAUUGAACGGCGCAACUGGAAUGGUUCAGAAUUUCCCAACCAUCCAGCAAUUUAUUGUACCUGGUUUAGGUAGCAUGGUAAUGUCUGCGGACGGAACGGCCACUUUAUUGCAGGACACGGGCAACAUUGGGAUGCAACUUCAGAUACAGAACGUCAAUGGCCAGAAUGUCUUGACACCGGUACAAAGCCACGGCAGCAUAUUCAAUCCGAGUCAAAGUAUAUUGGCCGCCGGUCCAGCUGGCAUGGUCAUAAGGGCGCCGCAAGCGACUGGUGGAAAGAUAAUUCAGCAACACAGUCCGGGAGCGCAGUUUCUUUCACCGAAUAGCGGCCAGUUCCUAGUGAACGGUACCACAUCCUUCGGAAAUCAACUGAGCCCGAUAGUUGCUAAUGUCAGUCCGAAUCAACAGGUGACAUUCAACGCCUCGCAAGUGAGACCGCCAAACAUGCAAGGUCAACAGGAGUUCAUACAAAUGAAUGGGCAGACACUUAUGGUACCUUGUGCUACCGCACAGAACAUCGCCGUCUCUUCGGCAUCGAAUCAACAGAACACAACCUUCGUUCAACAGAAUACAACGAUCGUACAGCAGCAGACGACCAUGGUUUCAAACAAUCAGAUACCGAAUUUUCAAAACGCAAGUUCUAAUGGCGGACAAACUGUCGAUCCUUCUUUAAAUCUUGAUCACAAUCAAUCAUAUAUCCUGAGUUCCGGUAUGAUCCAGGGUAAAGCGGCAUCAUCUUCUCCGAAGAGCGGCGUAAAUUCACCGUCGUCCGAUCAGAACGUCGAACAACAGCAAUAUGUACUUGCUAGUAGUAGCACGACCGUCGUGGAAAAAACUGCUCAACAAAACGAACAACACAGCCCCUUGAUGGCGAGGCAUUCUGUAUCGACGCAAACCGCAGGGAAUCAAACGAACGUUGCGCAAUCGACAAUGAUGCGGCAAGGAUCUCCUCCCGAUACGACCACCCACAGUCCAGGAAACAGUCAGAGGUCUAACAGUCCGGCCGUAGACACUACUACACACGGUGCAGCCUCACCAGCACCUCCAAUCACUGCUAGACAUCAUUCAUCGUCUACGCCUAUGGUUCAUUGCGUAUCGAGUAGCGAACCGGAUUCAGGCGACACGCAGGUAGCAUCAGAGGAUUGGAGAAUGCAAGGUAUCGCUACCAAGGAGAUCACGUUGAAUCAACCGAGUCUGCACGGAAAGACCUACGUAGAGUCGACGGUGACAACUGGGAUCCAGAUCUAUACGUCAGAGACGUUGAAGCAAGCCGAAGGUGUGGUGAGCACGGUGAGGUGCGAGGGCAGGGAACAUGCCCUCGGCCGCGGAAUCAAGCGAAAGCUGGACUCCAUCCAUUCCAUGCAUUCUACUCUGCAUGAAGACCAAGAUGCUGAGAACAUAAAGAAAUCUGAAAAAUACACCGUGCCUUCUUUGGAACCUUCAGUAGCGGAGACAAAGGACGUAGACGACGGAAACCAAUGGAAACUGAUGGUCGGUGAUCUAGUGUGGGGCGCAGCAAGAGGAAGUCCGGCCUGGCCGGGGAAAGUCGAGUCUUUGGGCCCCCCGGGUACUAUGACGGUUUGGGUUCGGUGGUACGGGGGCGGGGGCGGUCGCACCCAAGUUGAUGUCAAGGCUCUCAAGUCUCUCUCCGAAGGCCUCGAGGCGCAUCAUCGCGCCCGUAAAAAGUUUCGGAAAAGUCGUAAAUUGAAUAUGCAAUUGGAAAACGCGAUACAAGAGGCGAUGGCGGAACUGGACAAGAUGACGGAAGCCUCCAGCGACCAGAAAGAUAUGAAAAAGUCGCCCAAGGUGACAGCGCUGCCAGCGACCAGCUCAAAGGGUAUCAAUGGCCCCAGCAGAUCAGAGGCCAAGAGAUCGUCGAAGAGGGCCGUGGCCGCCGCGGACCAUGCCAAAGCCGAACAAAAACAAUGUCGGUGAUUUAUGUCGAUCACGGUUGUUCGGCGAGCAACCGCAAUCGACGGCACUCGCCUGUCGUAAAUCGCAAAGUAUCAAAACGAUCUUCGCGCAGAAAAACAAUUGUAAUUAGCCAGCUCUUUCAGUUUAAUAAAUUAUUAAUAACAAAUCUACAUGAAUUACACGUCCCAUAAAUUCACCGAUACACUUUCGCUUUUACUUCAGUCGGUAAUUAUUAAAUCACAGUCGCGAUCGCAUGUGCAGCUGGGUCACGUGGAUUCUAUUGCGUAACAGAUCUGUAACGUGGCGAGCGAAGUCGAAUGUAUUGGUGCAGAAAUACACGAUGCUACGAUGCUACGUUAAUUGCGGCACGAAAGAUGUAAAGGCGUCGCGUUUUAGGAAACGCUUUAAACACAUACGUAAGUCUCGGUGAUCGCUGUGAUCUGCUGCAUCCGAAUAGUCGGGAUUCCCUGCAACCAUCACGAGGAUUUUAUCCUCGGGCAAAAAUAUUGUACAAUUUUACCCUCUACGUGUUGUACUAAAUUUUCUUGUAGCUUGAUACGCUUCGGGACGCUUCCGGUAGCGGGGCGUCUCUGAUAAUAAUCAAAAGGCUCGUCUAUGAUUUUGUUAAAUUGAAGGAAGGAACUCCUCUCAAUUUCCUGGAUGCAGAAGCGACGGCCACGGAGAAAAAAAUGUUAAACGCGAAUUGUAUUACGAUACCGGCAGGCGUUUUCCGUAAAUUUACCGAUGCAAAGCCUAAGCAACCGUAGCAUCUGCCGCAACAUCUCCAGCGUAUUCCGUUUGUAACAAUCCAAUUUGGAGAAAGAGAACCGCCGGGCGUGUAAAAUCGCAAAUGUUCAGUAGCGACGUAUUAGGAAAAAUACUACGGCCGAUCCACCAGAAACAGGCCUACAGCAUGCAUUCUUAGAUUAUUUGUAACACACAUGUAUGUAAUAAUCGCAAGAAGUAAUUAGAAAGACGAUAGUUUCCCACAGGCGUGUUUUUGAAUUGGUAAAGAAGGGGAUCACAUUUAUCAUACAGACGAAUGAUUUGUCACACGAUUUAUUUUGUCCGACGAACGCUCGUCUAUAGAUUUUUUUUUUUAACGAGGCUACACACAAAGACGUGGCGUUUGAGCGUUACGCAAAAAACUUUUUACGAUAAUUCGUAUUAGACGAUCUCCCGAUUACCGCGUGCGGUUUUUACAAUUUACACGUGCGAUUGGGAGGCAUGUACGUUUCCUGAAAAUAUGCACCCGCCUGCCGUAUAUUCCGGGGCGAGCGUUAAGCAAACGUGUAUAGUUUUAAAAAGAUAUUUUUGCGAACGAACCUUCAUUACACUAUCCGUAGAGAAUACAAAUGCAUUUUUUUAGAAGGCUAUAAACAUACCGUAUAUGGAUCAUUGUUUUACUGUGACGACGUCGUGCUACAGGCUCGUUGAACCAUUUUAAACUUACACGCGUCCCUCGAUCUGUGCGCGAUCAUUUUCUUAAGCGACGUUCCUCGAACGAGGAAACCUGGGACACGCGACUGAACAAUUCACAUUUUAGAUUAUACGGUAGCGAAGCGAAUUGGAAAAUCGCUGCAAAGUUCGGCGCUCUUAACAAGUAGCAACACGAGCGAUUGUUCUUUGAUGACGUUUUAAAAGUUUUUUUUUUUGUCAGAACAUACAACAAAUUUCGAAAUUUCUAGAUCGUUUUGUAAAAUCGUGUAGUGUUAAUUAGAUAAAUUGAAACAAAAUUUCGGGAUAAGAGGGGUAGGUAAAGUUUGCUAUUAGUUUAGAAUUUCAAGGAAAGAAUAGCUUCAUAUUCAUUUCGUCCGUAUAAGAAACUUGGAAUUUUUAUUUUAACUUGACACCACAUCAAUUUACCGAUUGUAUUUUUUUAAAGCACACACACACACACACACACACACACAGGCGUGAAGAACGUUAUCAUAAUUUCAAGAACGAUCGCUUACGGCGAACAGCGAAUUCGAAGGUGCAUUAAAGAUCUCGAACUUUCACAUCAUCGAGAUGACUUCGGCGCGUUCGGAAACAUAUGAUAGACAAUAAAGAAGAUGCAAGUAUCAAAAAAAGGAUCGCGCAAUUGUCGAUUUUACGUUUUCCGCGACUAACGAUCUGAAUUUCUUUGAAGAACGCAAUUAAUUAUUCGCAUGUAUUUUCUAUUCGGUGUUGAGAAAUUUCACUACAAAUGCACCGACUGCGUAAUACUUAAUAAACUAUACGGGUCCGCGUACAGAUUUUUUUAGUGUUAUUAUUACGGCUGUAAAUAUGUCAACUAUGACGAUGAGAAACCAUCAUAGUAACGAAUAUAACUCAGUUUUAAGGGAGGCCAACGUAACUAGUUUACGUACGAAUAAAUAAAUUAUCGUUCGCAGAAAUGCGUAUGCGACGAGUCUGUAAGCGAAUAUUUGCUUCUGAGAUUAAAAACGGAGCUACUCUUAUAUCAAAAGGUAAAACUGCUUGAUGUCACCGCGCCGUAUAUCUUGCGGGAAACCACAGACCAUUCACGAAGACGGGUUUUUCCGCAAGCAAAAUCUUGUCUACUUGUACGUUUUCUGUCUUUUCGUGAAACGGGAGGAAGUUGCCCGAGUCAUAUCUUUUUACUUUGUAUGCGUGACGCAUACAUAAGAUCUUUGGGGUGGAAGACUACGAGAAAAUAUUUUUCAACAUAUUUACGAAGCUUAAAUAUAGAAUAUUUACCUUUGCUACAUCUUUUCUGUGAUUCAAGGUACGUUCUACGCGACCAUUUAUAAAAACAAGGAGCACAAUUGGUUAAAUUUUCCCACGUGAUUGUGACUUGGGCCACUUUCAUCAUCCACAAAUAUCGAUAUAGAGCGAAUUUUACGAACGGUUUUCCCAUCAGUGCGCGCCUUUACUUAAGGACAAUUAUAUCAAAGUAAAUCAAAAGCUCGCGAUAUCACAUAUUACUCGCUAAGUUUCCAAAAAAAAAAAAAAAAAAAAAAAA